Molecule: messenger RNA, 1323 nt
Organism: Maudiozyma saulgeensis
Lineage: Eukaryota; Fungi; Ascomycota; Saccharomycetes; Saccharomycetales; Saccharomycetaceae
Source: the annotation of a GenBank genome assembly
AUGAAUGGCUCACCAGUGAUAGGUAUUAAAGCCAAACAAAGUCUUAGUGGAGUACAUCUAGCAGACAUAUGGGAUAAAGAAGAAAAAGAAUGGUCCCGUAAUUCUCACAGUAUAAAGGGUUUAUUCCCCAAUGGGAACCAAUAUGAUAUCAUACCAUUAGAAAAACCUAUCUUUGAACCAAACGAAACCAAUGAGUCGCCACGUUCAAUUAUAUUCCAGGAUCUUUAUUGGUCAGAUGAUGGUAUGCAAGUUACUGCAGUGACAGACGACCAUGCAAUAAGACAAUACUAUAUAACUUAUGAUGCGAAUGGUAAAAUAAAUUUACAAUUAACAAAACGUCUCUUCAAGAAUCGAUCAAUAGUAUCAUCCGCAAUGAUUCCACACGAUAAUUCUACCGGUGAGACCCUCAGUGAAAAAAUUCUUAUUGGAUCUCGAAGUUUACCAAUUCAAUUAUAUUCUUUAAAGUCAUCUGAUGAUCAGAACUCUAUAAUUGAUACACCCAUAUUUACAUAUUCUACAAUGAAUCCACAAAAUGAAGUAUAUGAGACACCAUAUAGUAUAAUGCCUAUCAAUUCAGAUACAUUUCUUGUUGGUUCAAUUAGAAAUUCAGUAUCAUUAUAUGAUAUGGUCCGUAAGGAACCUAUAUGGAAUAUACGAUCUGAUAAAAUGAAAUGUGGUAAAGCUGAAUUUAAAUCUAUUGUAUCAUGUUUUGAUGAAACAUGCAUGGAUGAUAAUUAUUUGAAAAUGAAAUAUUUUGGGACUUAUAAGAAUGAAAUAUAUAGAAUUGAUCUUAGAACAAAACGUCAAGGAAUGGAACGUAUUUAUAAUACUCGACAAGGAAAUGGUAUAUAUCAAUUACUUAAGAGUGAAAAUGGGUUAUAUUUAUAUGUGUUAAUGAGAAAGAGUAAUCAAAUUAAAGUAUAUGAUAUAAGAAGAAAUGAGACAUGUAUUACAAAUUUAAAAUUACCAUUUUUAAUUAAAAAUCAAAAAUUUAAAGCAAAUAUAUCCAGUUUCAAUGGACUAUCAAUAGGAACAAAUAACAACAAGAUUAUUAACUGGGACAGAAGUAUCGUGGAGUCUGGAGGCAUUACGAGACAUGAUUAUGAACAAGAUACAAAUAUAUUACCUACAAUAACAACAUCAAUAGAAGAACCUGCACAAGAGAAUGAAGAAAGACGAGAUAUUCAAGAAAGACGAAUAAAUAUUAUCAAACAGAAUCCUGUAUACUUAGACCAAACGAUUAUAUCAUAUUCUCCGGAUAAAACAGUGUCACAAAACAUGGCACGUGAUACUUCAGGGAUAUGUUUAAUUGAUACACCUUAA